Molecule: messenger RNA, 858 nt
Organism: Rattus norvegicus (Norway rat)
Lineage: Eukaryota; Metazoa; Chordata; Mammalia; Rodentia; Muridae
Gene: Tmem147
Product: transmembrane protein 147
Exons: 7
Coding region: 108-782 (224 amino acids)
Cellular component (GO): plasma membrane; endoplasmic reticulum membrane; nuclear membrane
Source: RefSeq, marked provisional
CCAAGGCAAGCAGGUGGGCGCCAGGUCCCGGUGCUGGCGAGGCCGACCAGAGGAGACGCUCCGCCUGGUGAGUCCCGCACUGGCGGGACCGGGUGGCCGGCGUCAUCAUGACCCUGUUCCACUUCGGGAACUGCUUCGCCCUCGCCUACUUUCCCUAUUUCAUCACGUACAAAUGCAGCGGCCUGUCUGAGUACAACGCCUUCUGGAAAUGCGUCCAGGCCGGGGUCACCUACCUCUUUGUGCAGCUAUGUAAGAUGUUGUUCUUGGCCACUUUCUUCCCCACCUGGGAAGGGGGCAUCUAUGACUUCAUUGGGGAAUUCAUGAAGGCCAGUGUGGAUGUGGCAGACCUGAUAGGCCUAAACCUUGUCAUGUCCCGGAAUGCAGGCAAGGGGGAGUACAAGAUCAUGGUUGCUGCCCUGGGCUGGGCCACUGCUGAACUCAUUAUGUCCCGCUGCAUCCCUCUCUGGGUGGGAGCCCGAGGCAUUGAAUUUGACUGGAAAUAUAUCCAGAUGAGCAUUGACUCCAACAUCAGUCUGGUCCACUACAUUGUUGCAUCAGCUCAGGUCUGGAUGAUAACACGCUAUGACCUGUACCACACCUUCCGGCCUGCUGUUCUUCUCCUAAUGUUCCUUAGUGUCUACAAGGCCUUUGUCAUGGAGACCUUUGUCCAUCUCUGCUCCUUGGGUAGUUGGACAGCGCUGCUGGCCCGGGCAGUGGUGACAGGAUUGCUGGCCCUCAGCACCUUGGCCCUGUAUGUUGCUGUUGUCAAUGUACACUCCUAGUUUGGCAUCCCAGGGGUUGGCGUACCUUUUCAUUGCCUCUCUCCAGAUUUUAGUGAAGUAAACAGUGUUUGGAAAA